CGUCAGUAUGCUUCAGUCAUGCACGAGCCCUAUCAGACGUGCGCAUAAUUUGAACCACAGCCUACUCCGAAGCUACAGCUCUGUACCGUCUGCGCAAACAAAGCUCGUUAAAAACUCUUUGCGCAAGCUUCUCCGAGAGACAGCCCAACCUGUGGCGGUAGUCACGUCUACCCUACCAGACCAUGAAACUACACAACACAGUAAUUCGUCUGUGCAAGGACAGAAAAAAGUAUCAUCGAUCUUUCAUGGCGCUACGUUGUCGUCCUUCACGUCCAUCGCACUCGAUCCGCAUCCACUCGUCGCGUUCUCCCUCCGUGUUCCAUCACGCAUGGCUCUCGCUCUGAAUGCCCAUGCAGCAAAGGCGCAGACGCAGAUGUCGUCUCACAUGGUCGUCAAUAUACUCUCUGCUGCACAACCCGAUAUUGCACGACUGUUCUCCAGUCCAGACCUGCACCCCUUUCCGUUCGCGGAUUCGGAGGUGCAGUGGGUGCUGUCCGCGGAUGGUCUCCCGGUUAUCAAAGGUGCUUUAGGCGCCAUUUCUUGCGCUGUGGUUGGACGGUCGUUGCCCUUGAGUGAUACGCGGUGGUUGCAUUCGAGCAUGGAUGCGUGGGAAGCGGAGGUGCAGCAAGUAGAGGGCAGUGGCGGGUUGGCUUCGGAGCUAUUCAUCGCACGCGUUUUGAGGGUGGAGGACAUUCCAGAGCCAGAGGGUCAGCUCGAGAAUGAGGGAUUACGGACGUUGCCUUUGCUCUACCACCAGCGAAAGUACACCACCGUGGGCAAGAUAUCAAAUCCAUGAUUAAGCUGUUUGACACUACAUGAUUUAUUUUGAUACCUAUGAUAGUAUUCAUCUUACCUACAUUUGCUCGAGACAUAUCAAAUCUUGCCCACUGGAACGAGUGAAACACAUGA
Messenger RNA from Suillus paluster, 909 nucleotides. Its product is annotated as flavin reductase like domain-containing protein. The record is from RefSeq and is a predicted model, not a curated record. Gene Ontology annotation, molecular function: riboflavin reductase (NADPH) activity; FMN binding. Lineage: Eukaryota; Fungi; Basidiomycota; Agaricomycetes; Boletales; Suillaceae. The transcript has a single exon. The coding region runs from base 8 to 796 and encodes 262 amino acids.